AUAUUUCAACUUGUUUAAUCUUUCUUUCUCACUAGGUUUUCUAUUUGGAGACACACAACGGGGGUGAUUCUGGAGAAUCUUUAAAUCGAAUCAUCCAUCGAGAGAUUUGCGAACCUCUGUGUUCGUGUAAUCGAUCGAUUUGGUUUGAUAGAUUUGUAAUUUUUUCUUGUUUUUCUGGGAAAAUCGGAGGUUAAGUCUUCAAUUUGUUAGGGAAUAGUAGUCAUGUUUUUGGUGGAUUGGUUCUAUGGAGUUCUGGCAUCGUUAGGUCUAUGGCAAAAAGAGGCUAAGAUCUUGUUUUUAGGGCUAGAUAAUGCUGGCAAAACCACUUUGCUUCAUAUGUUGAAAGACGAGAGACUUGUUCAGCACCAGCCAACACAGUAUCCGACGUCUGAAGAACUGAGUAUUGGGAAAAUUAAGUUCAAAGCUUUCGAUUUGGGAGGGCAUCAGAUCGCUCGUAGAGUCUGGAAAGAUUACUACGCCAAGGUGGAUGCUGUUGUGUAUCUGGUGGAUGCUUUCGACAAGGAAAGAUUUGCAGAAUCGAAGAAAGAACUGGAUGCACUGCUGUCAGAUGAAUCGUUAGCGAGUGUACCUUUCUUGAUCCUGGGGAACAAGAUUGACAUCCCAUAUGCAGCCUCAGAAGACGAGCUGCAAUACUUCAUGGGUCUAAGUGGGCUGACGACCGGCAAGGGAAAGGUAAACCUGGAAAACUCAAGUGUGCGUCCUCUUGAGGUGUUCAUGUGUAGCAUUGUGCGGAAAAUGGGUUAUGGUGAAGGGUUUAAGUGGGUAUCUCAGUAUAUCAAGUAGACAUACAAACAUAAAGAAGAAGUUGGUUUGAAAAAGGUUGGCAUUAUUUCCUAUUACUAGUACUGGUACUGGAGUUGUCUGUUUGCAAAUACUGUGUUAUAUAUAAUAUACAUUUCUCUUGUUAUUGGUUCAUUCA
Cynara cardunculus var. scolymus (artichoke) is the source of this 940-nucleotide messenger RNA. Its product is annotated as GTP-binding protein SAR1A-like. The coding region runs from base 223 to 804 and encodes 193 amino acids. The transcript has 3 exons. Lineage: Eukaryota; Viridiplantae; Streptophyta; Magnoliopsida; Asterales; Asteraceae. Gene Ontology annotation, molecular function: GTPase activity; GTP binding. The record is from RefSeq and is a predicted model, not a curated record. Gene Ontology annotation, cellular component: endoplasmic reticulum exit site; COPII vesicle coat. Gene Ontology annotation, biological process: membrane organization; vesicle organization; endoplasmic reticulum to Golgi vesicle-mediated transport.